Molecule: messenger RNA, 820 nt
Organism: Theobroma umbraticum
Lineage: Eukaryota; Viridiplantae; Streptophyta; Magnoliopsida; Malvales; Malvaceae
Product: germin-like protein 9-3
Molecular function (GO): manganese ion binding
Source: RefSeq, a predicted model, not a curated record
AUGGCUUCAAGAACUUCUACCCUGAAAUUCUUUUUUCUUCUGUUAUCUUCAUUUGCCAUUUGCCAGAUGGCCUUGGCAGGGGAUCCAGAUAUUACCUCUGAUUUUUUAGUCCCUGAACACCACAAGGAAGUUGAUGGAAACUUCUUCACAUUCACAGGGAUGCGAGUCCUCAUUAACGAAGACUUCCCUACAAAUUUUACAGUCCUGAAAGCUAGCGUGGUGGAGUUCCCUGCCCUAGAUGGUCAGAGUGUAUCUUAUGCUGUUCUUCAGUACCCAACAGGCUCUGUCAACCCUCCUCACACCCAUCCUCGUUCAGCUGAGCUCCUUUUCCUUGUAGAUGGCUGCCUGGAAGUUGGUUUUGUCGACACAACCAACAAGCUUUUCACUCAGAGUCUACAAGCCGGUGAUAUGUUUAUCUUCCCAAAGGGACUUGUGCACUAUCAGUGCAAUGCUGAUCCAAAAAAUCCAGCUUUAGCGAUUUCUGCCUUUGGGAGUGCAAAUGCAGGGACUGUAUCUCUUCCCAAAACCCUUUUCAGUACCAACAUUGAUGACACUAUCUUAGCUAAAUCCUUCAAAACUGAUGUUGCUACCAUUCAAGCUCUCAAGGCUGGUCUUACAUCUAAGUAAGCAUUAAUUAAGAAAUAAGCAUUAAGCUCUCAAGGCUGACAGAUCUCUUUGUUUGUGUACGGGGAUUUUGGAGUGUUAUCCCUGACUUAGGGGAUAACAGUUUGAAAUCUUCUGCUCUCUCUAGGGGAGAAUUUUGUUCUCUCUUUUCCUCAAUAUAUUGAACUUUCAAAAAAAAAGUAAGCAUUAGUUAAGA